Molecule: messenger RNA, 829 nt
Organism: Aspergillus candidus
Lineage: Eukaryota; Fungi; Ascomycota; Eurotiomycetes; Eurotiales; Aspergillaceae
Product: coiled-coil-helix-coiled-coil-helix domain-containing protein
Exons: 4
Coding region: 106-585 (159 amino acids)
Biological process (GO): mitochondrial electron transport, NADH to ubiquinone
Source: RefSeq, a predicted model, not a curated record
GCCUUCGACGACGACAGCGACAGCGACAGCCUCACGGUCCACACCACUCUCAAUCCCUCCAAUCCCCCUUUUUUCAAGUUACAUAGACACCCACCAACCGCCACAAUGUCGCGCCGGGAGCCCCAGUUCAACCAGCAGAUCCUCGUGGAUACGACCCCGAUGCCGGAUCACAUCCCCAAGGUGGAGGAGAUCGGAACCACGUCGGCGCCGCUCACCAGCGCGGCUUACUUCAUCGGCGACCGCUGCAAGGCCUUCAACGACGACUACAUGAAGUGCAAGGUGGAGUCGAACGGCCGUGGGGAAUUGGAGUGUCUGAAGGAAGGGCGGAAGGUCACGCGCUGUGCGGCUAGUGUAAUCAAGGAUAUCAACACCCACUGCUUGCAGCAGUUCAAUGCGCACUGGGAGUGUCUUGAGAACAACAACCACCGUCUGUGGGAGUGCCGAAAGGCGGAGAUGAACCUGAAUAGCUGCGUGUUCGAGAAGCUGGGCCUCAAAAAAACCAUUCCCGGCACUCCCGAAAACGUCGUCCCCGUGCACUUGCGUCCCAAGCAGCAGUACGCCCAGUACAGCGGUCCCCAAUGGUGAACCAGAAACUACUACGAAAAAUAAAUGAAAAAAAGAUAACAAGCCAGGACGCUUUAUGGCAGUAUUUUAUGUUGAUUUUCCUAUCUUUUUUCCCCUUUCUUAAUUCGUUCGGUCUAGAUUUGGCUCUGCUUCAGGGAAUGCGUUGGUUCCUUUGAUUGAUCGGGCUGUGCGUCUUGUCUUGUCUUGUGUCUGUCUGUGUAUGUGUAUAUAUUAGCAUUAGGAAUCGAUGGUUGUUUGAAUCGUC